Portunus trituberculatus (swimming crab) is the source of this 4835-nucleotide messenger RNA. RefSeq names its product ELMO domain-containing protein 3-like. Lineage: Eukaryota; Metazoa; Arthropoda; Malacostraca; Decapoda; Portunidae. The transcript has 8 exons. The coding region runs from base 178 to 1224 and encodes 348 amino acids. The record is from RefSeq and is a predicted model, not a curated record.
ACUGUCUGGAGGGAGUUCAUUUAACCUGAGGGAGGUGGUGGAGUAGUGGAGUGACUUUAAGACCUUAUUUACUCCCACUACUCCUUUCUUCCGCCCUGUUUCCUCCUCGCAGGGGCCGGAGGAGUUCAACAUGGCAUUAUGGAAUUAAUAGAACGCAUUAAGACAACGUGAGGCGAGAUGCUAGAAACUCUGCAGCAGAAGGAGCCGCUGUCUGAGUUUGUGGACGUAGCCGAGAGGAACCGCAAGAACCAGGACCACGGAGCCACACGGACCGACAGGAGGCUGAGUCACGAUGAGGAGUUUGCAGCGGCGCAGGAGGAGUGGGAGGCUGUGCAGUGUGUGGAGCCAAUCCUGCGCUCCCCACACAAGGACAACUACCACAAGAGUCCCAAGAAGUACAUUGACAGCUCCUCCUCCUCCCCCGCCAAGACCCCAUCCAAGCCCCCGCCUGUGCUGCCCCCCACAGUCCGGGUCACGCCUCACACUGACUUUGAUGAGGUGUGGGAUUACUUCAUGCGGCAAGAUAUGAGUCAUGUCAUGGGUUCCAUCAAGCCCACACUGGAGCAGAGAGGCUUCAACGGACUCUUCCGCACACUCUUUGGGCCCAAGAAACUGAAGGCAGAGCUGGUGGAUGAGCGGAAUCUACUCUUUGCCAUCGCCCAGUGUCAGUUCGACAACAGUGAGCCCAUCCACCUCCAGAUACUACAGACAGUGUACAAGGUCCUCACUGGCACCAAGAUUGACUGUCCUCGCUAUGGCAGCCACUGGGACGUCAUUGGUUUCCAGGGGGUUGACCCGGCCACUGACCUGCGUGGUGUGGGGCUGCUGGGGUUGGUACAAGCACUUUACCUCCUCACCCAUGAGUCUCUGCUCCCCCUGGCCCGAGAUGUGUUCCGGCUGAGUCACGACCAGCAUUCUCAGUUCCCCCUCAUGGUGCUCUCAAUCAACGUGACGCGCAUCUCCCUUCAGACACUGCGGGAAGGAUACCUCAAUAAGGAGUGUAACAGCCGAGGCAAUGUGCGACACGUCCUCAACCAGUUCUUCACUGCUGUCCUCUUCCACAUCUUCUGGAUCUGGAAAACUGAGUCCAAGACAAUAAAGGACUCUGGCUUCAUCAUUAAAGAUGCCGAGGCGUACUGCAAGCGCAACGUGAAGACAGUCCUGCAGAAGCUCCAGGUCCAGCUGCGUAAAUACUCCCAUGCAGAGGAGGGCCAACUGGUGUGAGGGCUGCGGUGGUGGCCCUGGCCCUGGGAUGGGUCUCAGUGCAGGUGGUGUAGCAGGGCAGUGUGGGUGUGGUCCCUUGCCGUGUGGGCUGCCAGUGUCUUAUUCCCUCGCCAACGUGAGUCUCCGAGGAGUGCAUAGAUAUUAUUUUUUCACUUAUAAGUACAGUGAGUUCUUGUCAGGUGAUUGCAUGACAUUUGUGAUCUUUCCAGGUAACCUUUGUUGAAAGACUGGUACGGGAAAUGCCUUAAGUCUUGCAUUUAGAAUGCAGUCGUAGGAAGUUUUCAGGUAUAGUUUACAAGGAAAACAUGACAAAUAGCAUGCAAAGUAAUAGUUUGAGAAGGUGAAUUAGUGUUUUGUAUCUGACUCCUCGUUUUUGUUGUAAUGUUUGUUUUCCUCGUUGUCCCAUUUGAGUACACAGGGUGCAGGUAGUCUCCAGUACACGGGGGGCGCGCAGGGCGGGGCCUCGCCGCCCCACGUCAAAUAGUAUUAGAAUAGGUAGGAAGGGAAACACAGAUCUUACUCUAUCCAGAUGGAUGCAAAGUGGACAUAUCUGCAUUGGCACAGGACUAGGGUUAUGUGAACCAGAUUAUUAGUGUGAUUAUCUAAGGCAGUGAUUGACCUGAGCACUUUCAUAAGAUUAAAUAAAAAGAAGGCUUUAUAUGAUAGAGGUUGAGAGUUGAAGAGUCUAUAUAUACUAUAUAUAUAACACGUAUGUAUAUUUGAGGUUUAUGAUGUGAUCAGUACGUUUAUGUGCUUAACUGCUGUAGAGUGCCAGCUGUUGCUAAUACAUGGGACCAGGUGAUGAAAAGUGGGUACUGGCAGACACAUUAAUACUUACUUGCAUGUGCAAUCUUACCAGGAGUGAUGUUUCUACGCCAUGCAGGACUGUUUACUGUAGUUGUUGCUGUGCUGAGUGUGUCACAGCCUUUUAUUUUUGUGCAUGUAGACAAAUAUGGGAGAGUGCUGUGAACUAAUUGUAAUCUUCUCAUGGCUCUUAUCUGUAGAAAUGAGUGUGUUGGGUGUGCAGUGUUUUAUUUUUGUCAUCUUGAAAACUGCUGCUGUUUACAAUAUUACUGUUUCUUCAUAUGCAUGUCUACUUAAAGCUGUGGUUGUUUACACAUGACAUUGGUAAACAUGCUUCCCAUGUAUAUCCUUUGAAAUCAUGGUUGUUUCCAUAUAUUGGUACAUAUUUAUCUCAUGUACUCCCACUUGACUGACUGCUGUGGUCAUGCACAUUCAUACACACACACAUCCAGUGUUUACAUCCUGCAAGGCUGUUGUUUAUAUUCAUAGGCACACGUACAGUAUCUCCGUGUAUACCUUUUGUGCAUUUUCUGGUGUAAUGAUGUGAUAAGCAGCAUUUUAAUUCACCUUCACCAUGCAUCCUGUGUGUUUCUAAGGUACUUACUUGCCACCAUUUUCACUCACCAUGCAUUGUUGCACUUGCCUUCACAGAUUUUGUGGCACUUUUCUAAGACACGCCAAUGUUUUCCACUGACUUUUUUUAUCAUCUUUUAGCAAAUAACCUUGUUGCUCAAGUAAAGAAAAUGCGUAAUUGACAACUAUACAGUGUCAAUCACAAUGUUCUAUGCUUCACCAAACCCAAGCACCAAACACCAUCCUGCACCAAGUCUUGCUCUGCUGCAUGCUAGCAAACUCACUGACAGGCUGAAGGAAACCCAGACUAGAGGAUAGCCAAUAGUCUGUGGUGUGUUCCUUUAUACCCACCAUCAUGUCCCUGCCUGGUGUGGCCUGUUAGUGUCAGCUGUAGUGUUUCACCCCCAUCUGGUGCAUCGGUGUGUCAGCAUCACUCGAUCCUGUGUGGUCUGUUUGUUGCCUUGUAGUAGCAUGUGCCCCCUGUGAUUCCUGGGCAGGCUGGCAGUACCUCUUGGCUCCCGUUGGCAUGCUGUUGGCUGUCUGUGGUAUCUGUAAGUGUAUGUGAGGCAAUCAUUUCCAUUUUGUGUUUCCAAGAUAAGGCCCCACAUCUCCCAUUCCUCCCCUGGCUUUCUGUAGGCAUGUUGUCACGCAGAUCUUUGCCUUCUGUUGUGUUAAGGUGUGUGGCGCAAUUCUUUGGGAGUAUUUUAUGUAAUCCCACCAUGGUACAACUUAACCAAUUGCUGAUUUUCGCAACAGGAAUGUAUCUUAUGUACAAUCUGUGUGGGCGGGCAGACCUACACUGUUACGUUGAGGUCCUGUCUCCGGUUUUUAGUGCAAAUGGUCGCUUUUCUUUUUCUAGUGUCUCAACCAAAAACAAUCGCAUUAGUUUUAAGUUCCCGGCGCGGAGCAUCAUUGAGGUGGUCGAGGUUCAGGCUCUCUUGGCGUUGUGUGUCCUGUUUCUCCUGUCAGGUAAAGGUUUGUGUUGUCAGUACUCUAUGUGUGUGAAAAACUAAAGUGUCGUCAUAUUUAUUCAAGAAAGUUGACGCUAUAUAUAUAUUUUUGUGAAUUGCUUUGUGAAUUAAAUUAUUGCUAUAGCUAAUCUUUUGUUUUGUCUGUUUUGUUUUUUGCAUUAGGUGUGUUGUAUUGUUGUCAUUUUAAUGCAGGUAUCAGUUGUGAAAAGAUCAGAUAUUUUAUUUUUUGUGUGGUGGUUUGAACCUGGCCUUAGUGGUGUUGUGAACUUGGAGCUCUUGAGUUCUGGAAGGUUAUAGGUUAAGCAUACUAGUGUUAAAAAGACCCCAGAUGUUUCUCUUCUUAGUUGUAAUUGUUCUCUAACCUCCUCUGCUCAUGCUCACUCAAGACGAGAAAAACGAAUUUGUGAAACGAAGACAAUUAGUUAAGAGAUAACAAAAGAUCUCAUAGUUAUAGGAAGAUGGAGUUUGUAGGUAAAUGUUGACAGUACUUUUCCUUCAUCACUCCUUUUCUCUUGUUCUCCACACAAAAAAAUGUUCUUUCCUUUCAUUGCUUGUCACUGCCCAUGCAUCCCUUCCCCUCUAAUAUCUGCUGAGGAAGACUGAAUAGACACUAAAUAAACACAUCAUUAAGUCAAAGGAAGAGAAUCGCUUAAAAGACAGUGAAAAGAAAGUUACUUGAAAAAUAUCCAAACCCAGAAGGUGACAUCAGUUGUGAGCAGAAGAGGUCGGAUUGAUGCAUAUACCGUGAUAAAUGUUUGCAAUAUAAGUGGGUUGAUGUAUGUACAAUGUUUACUACACUAUUGUUGUGAGGUUUCUCAUUGGGCACCAGUCUUUCUUGGGACGCGCUCAUCGUACGUAUUGCAAUAUUGAUGUACUACUAUUAAUACUACUAUUAUUGUUUAUGUCUAUGGUCACUGUUGCAUAAUGGGAAAGAAUGUUGUGUUGGCCUGGUGCAUCAUUUGUUUUGGAGGAAGAGUUUUGAUAUGCAACACUGCUUAUUUCAUUCGUUUAUUUAUUUGUUAUUGUUUUUAAUUUAUUCAUUUUAUUUUAUUUUAUUAUUACAUUGUUUGUUAUUUAUUAAUUUAUUUUUUCUUUAUCUGAGUCACUGAGGUUUGCCAGGCUGCAUAGUGUUUUGUCCUGUGAUCGACUGUCUUUCCUCCUCCAGUGUGUGUGUGUGUGUGUGUGUGUGUGUGUGUGUGUGUGUGUGUGUGUGUGUGUGUGUGUGUGUGUGUGUGUGUGUGUGUGUGUGUGUGUGUGUGUGUG